Molecule: messenger RNA, 7351 nt
Organism: Camellia sinensis
Lineage: Eukaryota; Viridiplantae; Streptophyta; Magnoliopsida; Ericales; Theaceae
Gene: ESP
Product: separase
Biological process (GO): meiotic chromosome separation; proteolysis
Cellular component (GO): nucleus; mitotic spindle; cytoplasm
Molecular function (GO): cysteine-type endopeptidase activity
Source: RefSeq, a predicted model, not a curated record
AUUGGCGCCCAUACAUUUCACUUCAUUCCCCUGCUUCUUCUCUCACCUCUCUCCUUCUCUCUCUCUCUCUCUCUCUCUCUCACCACCACCACCACAUCCAUGGACUUCGACGCCGAGUCCUCUCUCAUCUCCAAACUCCAAUCCUCCGAUCUCCACCAACUCCACCACCUCUUCUCCGAUUACUUACGCCCAUUCACCGAUCUCACCACCACCACCACCACCACCAAGCCCAAACGAUCCAAAAAACCGUCAAACGCCGCCGCCGAAGACCACCAAUCCUCCCUCCGAUCUCUCGCCAAGAAGUUCCUCUCCUUCCUCAAUCGCUCCCUCUCUCUCAUCCCCAAACGCCUCUCCGAAACCCCCAAACUCGACCCCCAAUUCGCUCUCCAAUUGUUCACCACUUACAAGCUCUGCUUGAAUUGCUUGCAACUUAUCUCUUCUCAGUUGUCCUGUAAACCCUACUCCGUUCACAUCCAGAGGGUUCGCUUGAUUCAUUGCUUUGAGGCCUGGGGACGCUACGGUGAUGCUGAAAUCGAGGGGUUUUCAGUUCUGGAGAGCCUUUGGGGGAUUGAGAUUGGCGGUACGGGGUCGAAAUUGGUGAAGAAGAAGUUUCAGUAUGUUCCGGAUUUGGGAAAUGAGAGUGUGGAUCAUGAGUUUGCUUUUUUGGUUGUGGAGAUUGUUGUGACGCUUGUGAAGUGUGUUUCUAUGAAGCAAGGAAAAGAGGAAGGACAUUACCGGAGGGUACUCACUUUGGUGGAUGAGGUCUCACCAUGGUUCAGGGUUUUGGAUGCAAGUGCACAUGAGAAGUUGCACAGGAUGCUUGUGACAUAUCUGAGUAAAUGUACUUUAUUUUUGGUUGGAGAGCUAACGUGUUUCAACAAGGAUCUGUUGUGUGAGGUCUGCUCGGCAACAUUUGCCGAGUACUCAAAAUCAAAUAUGAAAGAUCAACUGCCUAAGUUUGCUCGCAGGAUAUGUUCUUCCUUGUUCUCAAAACAAGAUUACCAAUCCUCAGCCAUCAUUGACAUAUUACUAUGCGUUUUGGACUCUAUGGCCAGUGAAUGUAAGGUUGAAAUGGAAAGCACUACAAUGGAAUUUCUUGAACUUGUCUAUUAUUGUGCUAAUAAAUGUCGAAUUGCAACUAGAGAUUUGUGCAGUGCCUUUGCAACAUAUCUAAGCAAAAUAGCAGGUGAAUUUUGUCAGGUUUCAUUGCCUUUUGACCUGAUUCUGAGGCUUUAUGGUACUGGGUUGUUCAUCAGUGACUGCAAUGGUCAGUCAAGGCAGGACAGCAGCAUGACCACGAGAAACAUGAAUGAUGGACCUGUGAUAGGAUUCUUGCUUGAUAAGGAGGAUGUGCUCCAUAAUUUGAAUGCUUUGCUUGGCAAAUUGAAAUGUCACUUUCUAACUAGCAAUAACGAUAGCAAUUUGCCAAUUAGUGAUGAAUACAACUAUUCCGCAGAUUCUGUACACGAAAUAAAUUUACACAGAGAUUCAAAUUAUAAGGCUUCUAGAGUUUGUAAAACAAAGAAUGGAAAGUCAUAUCUACUGCCUUACUGUAAUGCACUGAAAUUCUUGUGCCAGCCACUUGCUGAGUUUGUAAAUUCAGCAAGGAAAGAGAUAUUUACUGAAAUUGGAGAUGCUUCCUUUCCCACCAAGCUAUGUGAUAUUCAGGAUGCAUUCCAUCAAUUUUGUGAUGUUUUUCUUUUUUGUCACAGUGCAUUGGAAUGGGAGAGCAAUGCAUUUGAUGAUUAUGACAAAACAAUACUCAUUGUAGCUUUGGCUGCCUUCACUCUCUCGUUCAGAACUAAGCUCUACACAAAGGAGAGUGCUGAUUUUAUUAAGCAAGUUAUUUCUAUUGAUUGGAUUCAAGCUAGUGGCAUUAAAUUUCUCUUUGCCUCUCUUCACAAUGUUGGUGUUACUCUAUAUAGGAAUAAGCAAGUGAAAGAGGCUUCCAAGGUGCUGAAAUUAUGUUGUACGGCAUCAUGGACUUCUGUUUCAUAUCUUUGUGAGGCUUUUGUAAACAAAUCAAAUAGAUUUGGCAGUGAUGUGUCGGAAGAUGCUGUUGCAAAUCUUGUCAGUGAGGCAUGUGCGAAAAGUGCUUUUCUUCUUGAUUUACUUUAUCAAUGCGACAGCCAUAAUAAGGUGACUAGAAUCAUGGGAUAUAGUCUUGAAAACUGGUCCACUGCUGAGAAUGUGUUCAAUAGGCUGCCGACUCCUAUAGCUUUGGUGAAGCAGUGGGUGAAGAUAGAAUGUAAGCUUUGUAAAGAUCCAGAUACAGAGCAUAGUGCCACAUCCUUAUAUUCUUUGCUCUCAUCUUCUGCAAAAGUGUCAAAAAGGUCACUUGGUGUAUUAUUAGAGCAGGAGCUCUUAGCUUAUAAUGAAAUGAGUGCUCUGAAUCCAAGAUUAUGUCAGAAGAUGCAAAUGGAUAUCAUUGCUGUCCUCCUAGCAGAAGUGUAUGUUUCAGAUGAUAGCUGUUUACAGAAAUCUAAAAUUCUUAUUGCAAAAGGAAGGGAAUUACGGGCCUGUGGAAUUGAAGGUCUGAAUGAUUGUAUUCAGUGUUUAUCAGAAGCAAUAUCUACAAUGAAUGGCAUGAAUGGUGAAGCAGCUUGUGAGAGUAUUGCAGUUCGUCAUCAAUUAGCUGUAGCAUAUUCCUUGCGUGCACUGUGUAUCCAGGAGGCUGAACCAAACUCGAAGCGACCUUUUCAAGAUAUUCAGGCUGCACUAAAUCUAUGGUUGAGACCAGAUUGUUGCCUUGCAGAGAAUCAGUGUGAUAUGGUUUUUGAAAAUAUUUUGACUGUGUUGUAUCAUGUUGUUGAUAUGUUAUCAAUAAAGGGUUGCACCGAAUUUCACUCAGACAUAUAUGAGCUGUUGAUCAGAUUGUUUAAAAGGAAUAAUGUUCCAUUGGAGAAAUGUGUGGCUUUGUUGUGGCAGUACAGAAGGCUUGGUCACGCCCUUUGUGCUUCACCUGUGAGUGAGGCAUUCAUUACAACUUUGCCACAGCAUUGUGGUGAAGCCUCCAAGUCGAUUGAUUUCUGGGCACGUUGCAUGAACAGAUCAUGGCCGCUGGAAGUAGGGUUUCGCCAGAGCUUCUCCUUUAUGUUCACUAACAUCUCCCGUGGCUCUUGUCGCAGUAAUGGUUUUUUCCAAUCAGACAUCAAAGUUGAUGAAGUUAAGCAUGCUGCUUCAGAUCUUAUCUCCAGUGUUCCUCUUUGCAGUGGUUCAGCUUUCCUUGCUGCUCAUCUCUAUCACGACUUGUGUGGAAGAAUGAUUUCAAAGGGACAACUAAUUGAGGCUCUUUCAUAUGCAAAAGAAGCCCAUCGUUUACGUAGUAAACUCUUGCAAGAAAAAUUUAGGUACUCUGUAGAGCAGCAGAGUGAAAUUUAUGAUGAAAAUGGGGAAAUCAUUCAGAAGCGUUGUUACAAUCUUAGUACUUUCGAAAUAUGUAGUUCAGUGGCUACAACGGUUUGGUCUCAUGAUACUAUUUUAUGUGACUUGGAAGGCUGUAUUCUUACUCCAUGGAAUAUACUUCAGUGCUAUCUUGAAAGCACUUUACAGGUUGGAAUUAUCCAUGAAUUAAUUGGAAAUGGAUCUGAGGCUGAAACUCUUCUAUUGUGGGGGAAAAACAUCUCUGGCUUCCAAGGGUUGCGUCUUUUCAAAGUUGCAUUUUCUUCUAUCUUAGGAAGACUGUACCGCAAGCAACGUCAAUGGGAUUUGGCAGAAAAGGAACUUCAAAGUGCCAAGCAAAUACUAGCAGAUAGCUGUACUGCCAUUGCUUGUUUGAAAUGCAGAUUGCUCUUGGAAGUUACCAUUGACCUGCAACUGGGAGAUUUAUUCAGAAGUCGUCGUGAUAGUAAUACAGCAAAUGUUUCUGAAAAGAGAUUAUGUUAUGCAGAAGAUCUGUACAAAUCAGCUUUAGACAAACUUAAUCGUUCUGAGUGGAAAAAUUCAGUGAGUAAUCCUGAGGAAGUUGGUGCUGAGAACACAAUCACUUGUGAUGCUCUUGAGAGGGAGGUUGGCAUUUGUGCAAGCAAUUCUUUUACCUGCACAACAAAUCAUUUAGAUAUCAAGGAGUUCCUAACCAAAAAAGAUGUCCCUGAAACAAAAAAGGAACCCAAAAAGUCUAGAAAGACUAAGAAAACAUUGAAUCCUUUACCUCAGGGACAAUGCUUGAUGGCAGAGCAUAAUCCAAGAAUGACUCGGUCCAAAUAUCAUUCUCAGAGAAAUAAUGAAAGCAUUCCCUGUGAGGUACAGGUAGGGCUUUCUAAAUAUUCAAACAAUGGACAGCAUUUUGCUUUUCCUGAUGCCCUUGGGCAGAUAGUCCCACUCUUGGGAAUUGGAAGUUCUGCUGCAGACUCUGGAUGUGAAAUGAUAUGUGUUUGCAACAAAAUGAGGUGUUGGUACUGUCUUCAUAUUGAUGUUAUGGAAUCUGGGUGUGUAAACAAUUUUGUGCGAAUGAAAUGGGAGUUUGCCCGCAGGCAGCUUUCACUGAGGCUCCUCACUGGCAUAGGAAAAUGCUUGGAGGUUCGUGGUGAGAUUCAUGAAGCACAUGAAAUAGUUUUGCAAAGCUCAUCUGUGCUGGUCAGCAGAAAUGCAUUUUCUGCACACUCUUCUGUGCCACUCAGUUUCUUACUUGACUUGAUUGGGAAGGAUAUCCCUGGAGAUCCAUUAGCAGUUGAACGUGCAGCAAUACUUUACAACAUUUGUUGGUUUACUUUAAAGAGCUACCCUUGCAAUGAUACCAGGAUCAAUUGUUGUGACUUGACCCACAUUCAAAUACCAAGACUCAUAUCUUUGUUGAUGCUAGCCUUUGUUCUCUGUCGUGAGGUUCCCGUACUUGUCCAAAAGGUUUCCCGGUUGCUUGCUGCUAUUUUUGUAAUUUCUGCCUCAACUGAACUUUUUUCUCCGUCUCUCUCUCCUUGCAAAGCACUCUCUGAAAGCCACUGGGCUUCGUAUUUUCAUCAAGCUUCUCUUGGUACACAUCUUAACCACCAGCUCUUUUCAAGUAUGACAGGGAAGCAAAAAGUUCAAGACCCGAUGGAUGUUGAGGGUUCUUGUCUUACUGGCUCAAGUUCUAUUGGUUCAGAAACACUCAAUUUACUCAGGCUUGCACCUGAAUUGUUCCAAGAUCUUGAAGGAUAUGUAUUAAGAUUUUUUCAGGGCCUUCCUUGUACAGCAAUUAUCUGUCUUAGUUUGCUUGGAGGCACUCUGGCCAAUUUAUUGACCGAAUUGCUAGAUUAUCCCUCUUGCCCUCAUGCAUGGAUCUUAUUAUCUCGCUUGAAUUCAAAUAGUCAACCUGUUGUUAUACUUCUGCCUGUGGAUUCAAUUUUAGAAGAUGCUUCGGACAAUGAUACAAAUUCUGGUUCUGGGAUUCUUUUUGAAGACAAAAUUUGUGUCAAACGCUGGCACUGUCCUUGGGGUUCUACUGUGGUUGAUUACAUAGCCCCAGUCUUUAGACUGAUUUUGGAGGAGAAUUACUUAUCAUCGUCAAUGCAACCCUUAGAAGAUACAAAAAAGAACAGGUCAUUGUGGUGGAUGCAGAGAAAGAGUCUUGAUCAGCGCCUUGGCAAAUUUUUGAGGGAUUUGGAAGACUCAUGGUUUGGUCCCUGGAAAUUCUUGCUUUUGGGGGAGUGGUCUGGUUGUGAGCACCAGGAGUCACAAAAGAAACUCAUGCAUAAUCUGAAAGUUAAAUGUAAAGUGGACGCACAUGAGAGCCUGAUUAAAGUUAUUAUAGGAGGUGCUAAGCAUAUUUGUGAAAGAGAAGAAAGCAUUUUGCAGCUAAUUCUGAACAAAGGGUGUUUCAUAGAUGGAGUGGGAUAUUGUGAUCAAGAGAGGUGGGGAACAUAUGCUGAUACAAGUGAUGGAGUUGAAAGUCUGUCCAAGAAGGCCUUAAAACUAAUACUUGAAGCAGCCCGUGAAGUUGAAGAGGAAGAGUGUCUAAACAGAGAACCAGUAAUUCUGGUAUUAGAUUUUGAUGUGCAGAUGCUUCCAUGGGAAAAUCUACCGUUACUAAGGAACCAGGAGGUUUACCGCAUGCCUUCUAUCGGCAGCAUCUCUGCCACACUUGAUAGAUGCUGCCAACUCAAGGAGCAAGUUUGGAGGAAUCCUGUAAUCUUUCCAUUGAUGGAUCCGCUGGAUGCAUUUUAUUUGUUGAAUCCUGGUGGUGAUCUCAGCAGCACACAAGUUGAAUUUGAGGAUUGGUUUAGAAAUCAAAACUUGGAGGGAAAGGCAGGAACUGCACCCACAAUUGAAGAGAUGGUUUUAGCCUUGAGAAGCCAUGAUCUCUUCAUUUAUUUUGGUCAUGGAAGCGGAGCACAGCAUAUUCCAGGGCAUGAAAUUCAGAAACUUGAAAAUUGUGCCGCUACUCUCCUGAUGGGUUGCAGUAGUGGAUCUCUAUCUUUGAAUGGUAGUUACGCUCCACAAGGUGCUCCUAUCUGCUAUCUGUUAGCAGGUUCUCCUGUUAUAGUUGCUAAUUUGUGGGAAGUGACGGACAAGGACAUUGAUCGAUUUGGCAAGGCCAUGCUUGAUUGUUUGUUGAAAGAAAGAUCAACUGCUUCCACGGGUUGUGUUCAAUGCACUUCAGUUGCAGAAAAGUUCAAGUCCAUGAAGAUAACCGGAACUAAAGGAAAUGCUAAGAAGAAAACAUCAAGAAAAAAUAUGCCUGAAAAUUUUGAUGAUAGCAUCUGUAAUAAUUGUUGUAACCACAGACCAAAGAUUGGUUCUUUCAUGGGUCAAGCUCGAGAAGCUUGCAUACUCCCUUUCUUGAUCGGGGCAUCACCAGUAUGCUAUGGUGUUCCAACAUGCAUUAGUAAGAAGAAAGAUUUGUAAAAUUGCAAAUCUUCACAUCCUUUCACUUCUGUGUCCAGUAUUCACGAGAUUACAUUGCACGGCCUUGCCAACUGGGUGCAAAGACGUAGCCAUUUGCCAGUAAGACCAGUUUCUUUUACUGUUGACAUGUGCAGCUUAACCUCCUGAUUCCUUGCACUGAAAUUGGUUAAUAUUUUGCCGUCAAGUUUUCUGCAGCCGAUACUGGAAAAAAAUUAUUUGUUGGCCUAAAUAGUUGACAUGUCAAUGAGUUAUGACAAGUUGUAUUGUGUAUUCUACUUCCUGUAAUAUGACAUUUUGUAUCUUCCAUUGAGUAUGUACUUCAAAUCAUAGGAUCUAUACAAAUUGUAAUUGUAAGGGACAUGCCAUUGGUUUGUUUAUUUGAGUCCUCUUUUUUCUGUAUUGGUGAGAAUGUUUGCCUCAGAAUUAGGAUCAUCUUGACUUGGCAAAUAUUUGUGAUUCAGAGCCGUUGAUGCAAAUGACUUGUAUACUACCGUCCAUCAGAAGAAAUGGCAGCUAUUAAUUUCCUGUA